Molecule: messenger RNA, 3781 nt
Organism: Eufriesea mexicana
Lineage: Eukaryota; Metazoa; Arthropoda; Insecta; Hymenoptera; Apidae
Gene: Chi
Product: LIM domain-binding protein 2 Chi
Exons: 9
Coding region: 1616-3628 (670 amino acids)
Source: RefSeq, a predicted model, not a curated record
GUGGUGGUGGUGGUGGCGGCCGAACGACGGUGGGACUCUCGCGGUGCGUGCACAACUCGUGUCGUAGAGGCAGCCGGGAAGUGUUGUUCGCGACUAAUAGGAAACUAGGAGUGAACUAGAGAGCGUAUAGGAAAGAUCGCGUCACGGACUAUGCCGAAACGCGGCCAGCCAGUGAAGAAGAAGCAGCAGCAGCAGCAGCAGCAGCAGCAGCAGCGUGGUUGCACAGGCCUAAUGUUUGGGUCGCCUAGCGGCGACUGAGUCCGGAUACGGGAUGCUAAAAGUUCCCGCGGGAGUCGGCGGCGAGCGUUGGCAGAAGGAGGAGAAGAAGGCCGGCAGGAUGGGCGGGAGACGAGGAGUGCUGGUCCGCGACGUAGGUGCGCACCGCGACGCCGACGACGUGACGGCCACGUGCCCCCGCGGAUGCCUCGCUGGCUGUUGCCAUUAACUGCUGCUCUGACAUACUCGUCCGUAGAUAGAGCUAGUCGAGCGAAACGGUGACCGAACGGCCGAGUUUUCCUCGACGCAACGCGUGGUAUAAACAGGCUAGCCCGAGUGUGUGAUUCCUCGAUCGAUGGGAGUAUAUAGUAGUAUAGUGGUAUCCGUGAUAUUUCCCGCUUCGUACCAAGUGUGCACUCGAUUCGUGACUCGGGAGAUCCUUGGUGAUUGUUCGUCGUUGCUCCUCGCAAUCAGGCAGAUAUACCGUUGAAACGCAGCAGCAGGGCUCGUUGUGCGUCGUUGGAUACUCCUCGGUUGACGGUGCGAGCACAGACGCGCGAACAGGUGGCACGCACUGUUUCCCCGAUUCCAGAUCGAAAUCGAAUCGUCGUCGCGAUAGUAGUAGAUAAUCGAAUAUUCCGCCGUCGAAACGAGAGAGGACGCUGGCGGUGUGUGGUGGCAGAAGCGAUGAACUUGGUCGUCACGGGAUGUCGAUUCGUUGUCCCGCGCGAGCAAGAAACGCGCGAGAAUAUCGCGGGAGUAUCGAGAAACUCGAAACGCUUGAUACGCACGAGGUGUGCCGUCCCUUCCGUCCGACGCGUGUAUACCGAGGGAACGUGGUUAGUCGAGUUUACGUCGCCAAAGUAUAAUACCGUGAAGUGUGUUUUGUUGUGGUUCCUUGGCCACGGUGAAUUCGCCAUUCGCAGCAGUGUUAUUACUCACGUUACUCGUGAGCGAUGAGUUUCUAAAGUGGGAUCCGACGCCUCUGUCGGUCAGACGCGAACCGUCCGUUACCCCGGCAGAGUCUCCGCGUCCGAGGAAUCGGCGCCAAAGGUAGAGUAGAGUAAGACCUAUCAUUCGCGGUGAAUCGGAGAGAAAAAAAGAACCGCGAACGGAAAAGGAAGCAGUGUAGCAAAUAAAUAGACCCCGAGGUGUGAGUGAGAAAAUAUCGAGUGCCAACGAAUCGUAAUCUCGGAGGAGAAAGAAGAAAGGAAGGAUAUAUCGUGGUGAAAAGAACGACAGAAGAGAUUCGGAAUCGCUUGGCGGCAGCAGCAGCAGCAGCAGCAGCGGCGGCGGCGGCAGCAUCAGGCAGCAGCAAGAAAUUCCCGCGCUUGUACCCCAGUCAUCAGGCCGACGGGAGUUCGAGGAGAGGGUGAAGGGCGUCGUGGAGGGGGGAGUGAUGCCGGUGAGGGUGGCACAGCGCCCCCCAGGUGGAAUACCACUGCACGCCGGCGUGCCGGUAGCGCCCAGCAGCGUAACCGCCUCCGGUCCGUCGGGCCGGUGCCUCGGGGGCCCGGCAGCGCCCCCCGCCGGCUCGCCACCGCUGCCGCCCUCCUUGCAAUCGCUCGGCGGCGGUGUGAGCAACGCCAGCAGCACCACUGGUGCCGUCAGCAACGGCAAUAGCAACGGUAACGGCGGUCAGAGCAUCGCCAGCACCGGCCUAGGCGUCAGCACGACGAGCGGCGCCACGAAUCCCUUGCAGGCGAUGGCGUCGGCGGCGGCCUCGCUAACCCAGUUGAACAACAUGGCGAAUGGCCCGCUGCCGCCGCUAGCGGCCACCGGACCUACCGGACCGCCUAGUUUGCCGCCUCCCCAGCCGGCUACCACGCCGACUCAUGGGGGUCCGCCGACGCCGCACGCCGGUGUCACCGGUGGACCCCAUUUGAACGGGGCUUCUCCGAGUCCUCACCCGAUGCCGCCCCACGGAAUGAUGAGCGGGUCGCCUCAUGCGCCUCACCCGCACAUGGGCGGCGGUGGACCCUCGCCUCAUCCUCACCAUCCUGGCCCCCACAUGGUUGGUUCGCCGCACCAUCCUGGUCCGCAUCCCAUGGGUCCGGCCGCCGGUAUGAUGGGCCCGGCAGGCAUGCAGCCUCAAGGCGCACCUGGGAUGUGCGGUCCAGGACCCACCGGCCCGAUGGGGCCUCAUCCUCAUCCUCAGGGACCUGGAGUACCCGGACAGCCGCACAUGCACAACGACCCCUUUUACUGCUCUCCCUUUGGAUCGCACUACUUCAGAUCGUUGCCUGUCCCCAGGAGGCAUACUCCGUACUAUGGCUCGCCGGACUACAGGCUCUACGAGUUGAACAAGAGGUUACAGCAGCGUACAGAGGAGAGCGACAAUCUCUGGUGGGACGCAUUCGCGACUGAAUUCUUCGAGGACGACGCAACCUUAACCCUCACGUUCUGCUUGGAGGACGGCCCCAAGAGAUACACGAUAGGCAGGACGCUAAUACCUAGGUACUUCCGUUCGAUAUUCGAGGGCGGAGUGACGGAACUUUACUACAAUUUGAAGCACCCGAAGGAGUCAUUUCACACUACCAGCAUAACCCUCGACUGUGAUAACUGCGUUAUGGUCACGCAUCACGGAAAACCGAUGUUCACGAAGGUAUGCACGGAGGGUAGAUUAAUAUUGGAAUUCACGUUUGACGACCUUAUGAGGAUAAAGUCGUGGCACAUGUCGGUGAGGACGCACAAGGAACUCGUGCCUAGGACCGUGGUCGGUAUGCAACAGGAUCCGACGAUGCUCGAACAGCUUAGCAAGAACAUCACCAGGCAGGGCAUCACCAAUUCCACCCUGAACUACCUUAGGUUAUGCGUGAUCUUGGAGCCGAUGCAAGAGCUGAUGUCGAGGCACAAGGCGUACGCGUUGUCACCGCGGGACUGCUUGAAGACGACCUUGUUCCAGAAAUGGCAGAGGAUGGUUGCCCCGCCGGGUAAGAGAGAGUCCCAGAGGCCCGCCAGCAAGCGAAGAAAGCGAAAGGGUAGCACGCCUGGUCCGGGGAACAACGCACCGCCAGCGCCUAGCAAAAAGAGAUCGCCGGGACCUAAUUUUUCUCUGGCGUCACAGGACGUGAUGGUUGUGGGCGAACCGUCGCUGAUGGGAGGGGACUUUGGCGAGGAGGACGAACGGGUAAUCACGAGGUUGGAGAACACGCAGUACGACGCCACGAACAGUUUGGACCCCCACAGUCACGACACGCCGGGUGGACCACCUCCGCAUCCUCACCAAUUCCACUCGGAACCGACCCCGGGUAACUCUUGGCCACCGGACCGCGGUCCUGGUCCGCCACAGGGUGGACCCGGUAGUCAGGGAGUGCAAGGUGGACAGGGAGGCGCGGCAGCAGGUGUACAGGGAUCGCAGGAUGCCAGUCAACAGCAACAAGACAAGAAGAGCCCCGCGGUGAGCCAGUGAGGCCAGGAGUCCCCGCGCCCCCCCACCAGGGGGCGACGGGGGCGCAGGCCCAAGAACAUGGCUCCCUAGCGGGGCGAGAACCCUAACCUCCCCGGCGCCUACUUGGCCUCGUCUGGCUGUUCGGCCAGCAGGCUGUCGCACGUUGGCGUACAU